AUGAAGAAAGGUGCGGAAACGGACGCAUUUUCGAUACAGAAGAGGCCCUCGUACGCGAUGAUUCCAUCUUCAGUGCAGAUGAUGUUGGCGCAGUACAAUCACAUGCAGCAACUGCAGAUGGCGCACAACGCACAGACACAGUACGCCGAGCUCUUACAGGCAGCACAGAGGAAAGACAGCGCGAUCAAAGCACAUACAGAGACUAGCACAGGUCGAAAACGAACGUAUAACGAGUUUUGUGGAUACUCGGACAAUGGCUCGGAAGACAACCAGGAUUCCAAGAGACAUCAGAGUGACAUUUCAGGCACAACAUCGUCAUCCCUGGUGCUCCGAGAGAAAACAGAAGCUGGUCCGUUAUUACUGAAAAUACUGGUUCCUGCCUACGCCGCCGGAUCAAUAAUCGGUAAAUGUGGACAAACGAUCACGCAGCUUCAAAAAGAUUCUGGCGCCGUCAUAAAACUUUCAAAGGCGAAGGAUUUUUACCCAGGAACUACAGAAAGAAUAGGACUCGUAACAGGCGAUGCCGCUGCUUUGAAACAUGUUUACCGAUUCAUGACCGAGAAGACAUUCGAAUUUCCAGUUCCGAAAGAUAUGGCGAUUCAAAACGGUGAUAGACAUAAACAGGCUAAGAUCAUUGUGCCAAACACCACAGCUGGCCUUAUUAUUGGGAAAGCGGGCGCAACUAUUAAACACAUUAUGGAAUCGACGGGCGCGAAAGUGCAGCUCAGCCAGAAGCCCGAGCAGAUCAACCUACAGGAACGUGUUAUUACUGUAACUGGCGAGAAAUCGGAACUGUACAAUGCAGGGGACGUGAUUUUGGCAAAAAUCAAAGAAGACCCCCAGUCCGGCAGUUGCCCCAAUCUUUCCUACUCUGGCUUCGCCGGCCCCGUCGCUAAUGCUAACCCCACCGGCUCUCCAUAUGCCGAUGCGAGUUUGAUAACUGCAUCUACCGGUGGUGGGAUAAUGCUCCCGAUCGCAUCUACCACGCCCAUCAUGACACAGGCCCAGAUGGGCCUCGGCACGCUAGGCAUGACAGGGCUCGGCGGCUACACAAUGCUGCCUAAUAUGGCUGCAACGAAUUUCCAGCCAAUAUUUGCCGACGCCACAGGCCAGCUUGCGAACUUCAAUAUGGGACUGCAGCAGAAUGCCGGCCUUCCGCUCGCCUGCUUCGCCGCUCAGCAAGCUCAAGCAACUCCGUCCAGUGUCGAUUUUCCAAAAAUCGAAGCUGCAGCUAAACAAGAAAAGUCCGACAAUUUUGGGAUAGACCUAGAUUUAGGACUCGAGCUUCAAAGAAAACGCGCUCAGCAAUUACAAAACCUCUAUGUAUUCAAAAACUGA
This is a messenger RNA of Oikopleura dioica, 1338 nucleotides long. The record is from the annotation of a GenBank genome assembly. NCBI's taxonomy places the organism in Eukaryota, Metazoa, Chordata, Appendicularia, Copelata, Oikopleuridae.